Messenger RNA from Lotus japonicus, 2687 nucleotides. Its product is annotated as ABC transporter D family member 2, chloroplastic. The transcript has 10 exons. NCBI's taxonomy places the organism in Eukaryota, Viridiplantae, Streptophyta, Magnoliopsida, Fabales, Fabaceae. Bases 218 to 2488 code for a protein of 756 amino acids. Gene Ontology annotation, cellular component: membrane. Gene Ontology annotation, molecular function: ATP hydrolysis activity; ATP binding; ABC-type transporter activity. The record is from RefSeq and is a predicted model, not a curated record. Gene Ontology annotation, biological process: transmembrane transport.
UCACUAAGACCACUGCACCAUCAUCACUCAAUCAAUACACAUACAAACUCACAAUUCGCAACACAACUAACACUGUAACUUGCCAGUACACUCGAAAGAAAUGCCUCAUUUUCAGUAGCCAUAGCCACAAAGAAUGUUGUUGGUUAUGCAUAUUUCAUAGUUUGUUGAACCAAACUGUGAACACCCAGAAAGGAAAAAUAUAUAUAAAAAAAAAACAAUGAAUUUGCUGACUCAACAUGUAACACACCCUCAUUUUAUCAUUUCCUCCGCCUAUAAAUCCAACCCUUCAUUCCAUCACCAUGUCCAGCUUCAUCUUGGUUUGAGUGUGCUUACCCCAUUUUCCCAACUGCCCAUCAUGCCUGUUUCCACUGGAAAUGGAAGAAUUUUCAGAAGAAGGAAAUGGAGCACAUUUGUCUCCAAUUCUGCAACAUCACCAGCUCCAUUGCCACCUGACCCAGAUAAGGAACAGAAGCAAAAGGGAGAAGGAAGUGAUGGUGUGGUUGCAGAGGGUGAGAGUCCUGAUCUGCAGACACUUUUUAGAAGAUUCUGGAAAGUGGCAGCUCCUUAUUGGUCUUCAGAUGACAAGACUCAAGCAAGACUGCAGCUUGCUGGUGUUUUUGCUCUCACUCUGGCUACUACUGGAAUCAGUGUUGGCUUCAGUUUCUUGGGGAGAGACUUCUACAAUUCACUUGCCAACAAGGAUCAAGAGCAAUUUUCAAAGCAACUACUUUACUACUUGGGUGCCUUUGCUGGAGGAAUCCCGUUUUUUGUAUUGAGAGAUUAUGCACGAGAAACUCUUUCUUUGAGAUGGAGGUCUUGGAUGACAAGGUAUUACAUGGACCGCUAUCUGAAGAACCAGACAUUCUAUAAACUUCAGUCGCAGUCAAUUAUUGAUAAUCCAGACCAGAGAAUUGUUGAUGAUCUAAGUUCUUUCACUGGGACAGCCAUUUCUUUCUCCCUGACACUCUUUAAUGCUGCUGUAGACUUAAUCUCAUUCAGUAACAUCUUGUAUGGAAUCUAUCCUCCCCUCUUUGUUGUUCUUCUCAUAUACUCUAUUGGUGGGACAGCUAUCAGUGUUUACCUUGGAAAGGGACUGGUGACUUUAAAUUUCUUGCAAGAGAAAAAGGAAGCAGACUUUCGUUAUGGACUUGUAAGGGUGCGGGAAAAUGCUGAAUCAAUUGCUUUCUAUGGUGGUGAACAAAGUGAAAUGCAACUUCUUCUGCAGCGCUUCAAAAGUGCUUUUGAAAAUCUAUCUAAACUGUUGAUUUCUUCUAGAAAUCUGGACUUUUUCACCAGUGGCUACCGCUAUGGCAUUCAAGUUCUUCCUGCUGCUGUUGUUGCUCCCAUGUAUUUCUCUGGAAAAAUCGAGUUUGGUGUCAUCAAUCAGUCAGUCUCUGCUUUUAAUCAUAUCCUUAGUGACUUUUCCCUCAUUGUGUACCAGUUUCAAGCUAUAAGUGCUUUUUCUGCUGUUAUUAAUCGGUUAGGUGAGUUUGAUGAUAUUUUGGACAGAAGCAACUCCAAAUCUCUCUCUGAUACUUUGGAAGACAUAGAGAUUACAUACAAAGAUAUCAGGAGUUCAACUACACUGGAGUCUAAUGGAUCCACUCCACCAGAAAAAUAUGAAACGUUACUGGAGAUAGAAAAUUUGAUUCUGAAAACACCAAGCGAAUCCACACUUAUCAGAGACUUGUCAUUGUCAAUCAAGGAAAAGGAUAAUUUACUGGUAAUGGGACCAAGUGGAAGUGGCAAGACUUCUUUGUUAAGAGCUAUGGCUGGUCUAUGGAAAACUGGAACUGGAAAGGUCACGUACUAUGUAAAAGGUGGAGUAGAUCCUGAGCAAUCCAUUUGUUCAGAUGUGGAUACUCCUGUCAUAAAAACUUCUAAUGACACAUAUGAUGACCGUGGAAAAUCCAUAAGCAGAAAGUCUAGUAUUUUUUUCCUUCCUCAAAAGCCAUAUAUGGUUCUCGGCACACUCCGUCAACAAUUACUUUAUCCAACUUGGGCAGAUGGUUUAGUUUCCGUAUCAGACAGUGCUAGUGAAAAAAAUGUGCUUCCUUUCUUGACAAACAAUCCAAACUCAGAUAAUAUGAGUGAUGUGCAUAUGAAGCCAACUUCCGAUGAGCUGAUAAAGGUCUUAGAGGAUGUUCGUCUUGGCUAUUUAUUGGCUCGUUUCAGCUUGGAUUCAACACAUGAAUGGUCCAGUGUUCUUUCUCUGGGAGAGCAGCAGCGCCUUGCAUUUGCUCGUCUUUUGCUGUCAAAACCUCAAUUGAUCUUAUUGGAUGAAUCUACAAGUGCACUUGAUGAAGAUAAUGAGGUUCAUUUGUACCAAAAGAUUGCAGCAGCUGGCAUAACAUACAUCAGUGUUGGCCAUCGAUCAACCUUAUAUGACUACCACAGCAAGGUCCUACGCAUAUCCACACUUGAUUCUAAAGAUGAACGACCAAAUUGGUGCAUUGAACCCAGUAGUCGUGAACCCUCUUUAAAAUAGUUUUGAUGUAUGUGGAUGCCAAUCUGUACAUUUUCCACUGCAACUAGCUGCUAUAACAUAAGUUCUAUACAAAGGUUGUUAGAAUUAUUGACAUAUUUUUCUUUUGUAAGUUCAGAGGCUAGUUUUCACUUCUUAAAAUUUUGAAAUCAUACAUCUUUGAGAGAUCUCGUAUUAAUUUAGCUUGCAUAAUUUUGUUUGA